AUGGAGUGCAGCCCGGUGUUGAGACUUCGGCACGAGUCUUCAUUCUCUCCGUCCUUCUUCGGGCAGGGCUCUGCGGCGCCCCCAAAUCCUGGGGCGGGAGGGACGCAGUUCCCACACUGCGCGGAUCAGGACGGACACUGGACGCCAGGUGACACGGGCUUCGGGAGCUGGCCGGGGAUCCGCUCUAAGCCGAGCCGGGGGUCGGCCUCCAGAAGCCACAACUCCGUCCUGCCCUGGAAGACCUUGGAGCCAGCAGGCACCUGCCCCGGAAAUGCAGGAAUAGGAGCGGAUGACUGGACGUGGGCUGUAGCUGAAAAUGUGCGUCAGGGCUCUGACAGCGGAGGGAGAGGGACUGGCCUGGCUUUUUGUGCAGCAAAAGUUUUAGAAGUAGUUAAGUCGCUAAAGUGCCUCACUUUACCCACUGUGACUAUGGACGAGGGGAGGAAGCCCACUGCCAUGCCAAUACCUGCUUCCGUUUGCCCACCCACUCACACCGGUCCAGGACAGCUGCAUUCUGUCCAUUAUGUGAAGCAGCGGCACGUGGACCCCCCAGCGCCCUGGGAACAGAUGCAUUGGUGUCCUCCCGGCCAUGUCCGGGCCACUCAGACCCCCGGGAUUCUCCUGGGGACAGCUUUUGGCCAGAGCCUCCCAGCAGGUGCCAGGGAGGUAGUGCUGCUCGUGGGAGCCGCCCUCGGCCCUCAGUGGCACCCGUGAUCUUGCCUUGCCCCCAUCCCCCUCCCGUGGGACAACGCCCUGCAUGUUCUGCUGUGGAAUGGAGCCCCAGCUGCCUAGAGUGGUGCCCCUUUCUUCCCUUCCCUGUCUCACUUUCCCCUCUACUGCGGUGUCCUGGGGUCACCUCCCCAAUAAACUACUUGCUUUCAA
Manis javanica (Malayan pangolin) is the source of this 882-nucleotide messenger RNA. NCBI's taxonomy places the organism in Eukaryota, Metazoa, Chordata, Mammalia, Pholidota, Manidae. The record is from RefSeq and is a predicted model, not a curated record.